This is a messenger RNA of Bufo gargarizans (Asiatic toad), 1134 nucleotides long. Its product is annotated as protein MANBAL-like. Lineage: Eukaryota; Metazoa; Chordata; Amphibia; Anura; Bufonidae. The record is from RefSeq and is a predicted model, not a curated record. Bases 151 to 408 code for a protein of 85 amino acids. Gene Ontology annotation, cellular component: membrane. The transcript is spliced from 3 exons.
GUUACCAGCCUUACACAGGAGCGCAGGCAAAAUGGCCGCUCCGUUCACCAUCCCAGUCCAUAGAAAGUCGUCAUUUCCGUGCAGCGGUACAAUCCCUUCCUGGUGACCCGCGGGGGGCUCUGUCCUUUGUCUGUGGGCGUCCAGUAUACCAUGCCAGACCUUCUGGAUCUCUCGCCACCCGACAUUCCUGAACCGACCCUCCUAGAGACCCUGCUGCGCUAUGGAUUAUUUUGUGGCGCAAUUUUCCAGCUCAUUUGCAUUUUGGCUAUUAUAUUCCCUGGGAGCAAAUCACAGGAAAUGGAUUCUGAGACAUCAGAAGCAAAAAUCCCAGAAGUCUUAAGGAAACCCAAGACGGCUCCGGUGACAGUGGGGAAAAAGCAGAAGAAAGAGACAAAGAAAAAGCGGUGAAAUGGAAGAAAAAAGCCCAGACAGUUUUUUUUUUUUUGUUUUUUUUUCAUUUCUUGCCUGGAUUGAUCACAAAUUUGCAGUCGUUUUAAGAGAAGUGACAUUGUGUGGAUUGAAUGUGCAGUAAGGCCAUGCCUGUAGCCACACGUCCUGAUGGUAUAAGGAGAAAACGCUCUUACUACUCCUGCUAUCAUGUGCAUUACAAGGUGCAGUUUAUUGAGAUUUGGUUUCUAGUGAUCAGGUUACUUUUAGAUUCUCUACGUAUACUGUAUACAGCAACGGCGUAGAAAAAAACACUGCUCGUCUACUCUGUGGACCCGUUCUUGCAAAUUGAACCUUUUUUUUCACAUUUUUUUCUCCCUGCUUAAUCUAGAUAUGUGUCCCCCAACCUGUGGCUCUCCAACUGUUGCAAAACUACAACUCCCAAUGUGACCUGCAACUGUGAGGGCUAUAGUUAACAAUUGCUGGGGAGACACAUGUUGGAAAACCUUUCUCCAGAUCAUAGUGGUCUCAGCACCUGUACAGACUGAUGCCGUAAUAACCCCCUGUCAGGAACUCACGAAGCAGACAUGCUUACUGGUAUUCAGUUGAUCACAUUUUCUAUAUAGUAUAAUAUAUUGUAUUAAUGCUACCAUAUGUAUGCAUGUCCUUAUUGAUAGCAACAUUUCAUUCCCUUACUGUUUUUUAUACAUUAGCUCAUUUUGAACAUUAAACAAGUCCGUUUUUUUC